This is a messenger RNA of Nerophis lumbriciformis (worm pipefish), 3513 nucleotides long. The record is from RefSeq and is a predicted model, not a curated record. Lineage: Eukaryota; Metazoa; Chordata; Actinopteri; Syngnathiformes; Syngnathidae.
AUGUUCCUUUUGGAUGGGAACAGUUCUGAAGGGAUGGAGAGGGGGACAGCUCAGAGGAAAACGGUGUACCGCAUUUCCCUCACGCUGGUUAAGAAGGAGACAUUGAAGGAUGGAGGUGGCACAUUGGAAAAGCCUAAAGUCGGAGUUUUCAGGCAUCAAGCCUCCCUGGAUGUCCAGCGCAGUGGUCUCUUGGAACAAGUCCAGGAAGUGGAUGAUGAAUCGGAUGAUUUGUCCUUGCAAAACAACAUGAGGAACUUCAGAACGUAUAGCACAGGUCAGCUGGAGUUGGGGAGGCUUAAACUGGCCCGCAAAGAAAAGCUCAUGAUGGCCAAGAAGAAAGCCCCCACGUUUACAAAUUCACAGGACUCGCCACCUUCUAGCAGACUUGAGGAGAAUAUUUCUACCAGGACAGACUCCGCUGGGAAUGUGGUCAGUAACGGUAUGAUGAAGGUGAAGAGACUCUUCAAGUCAAAGAGUUUGGAUAAGAGUCCACAGUCGUUAGACCAAGGCGACACGCCACACAUAAACGGGACGACGCCUUUAAACGGGCAACCUCAAGACGAGCCUGCCAGCAUGCUACGCCGCAGCUUCAGCUUUCGGCACUGGACAGGGAGCGAGCGGCUACGUUUGCAAGCGCUAAUGAAGGACAAACACCGCAGCAGCUCUGCUCGCGUAGGCCAGGAAGUCGUCCAUGCUGAUGCCGAGCUCCAGAGCCCCACAGGUCGCCCUCGCCUUGGCACCAUAGAGAAGAGCCAGACGCUAGAGGUCGGUGCUCUCCUGAACAAGAAGGAUCCCACAUUUGAAAUAAGCCGCUGGGAGAGGGCACAUGGCGGCAAGAAUCGCACGUUGGAUAACAGCGACUUGCAGAAUCUGGCUGAACACAAGGAUGGGACGGCGCUGCAUCUUCAGAGAGGAGAAGGAGGACGUUCGAGUGAGAGGAGGCUGAUACGCUUCUUCAGUGGAUUCUUCUCCCGCACCUCAACACCGGUGGGAAGCCCCAGCACGGUCCACUCUCUCUGUCCCAGGACCACUCUUUUGCAGUCCAGCACAGAGAGUGUGAACGGGAGCACAAGCGAUGCGUUUGUGAACAGCCAGGAGUGGACUCUCAGUCGCUCUGUGCCGGAACUCAAAGUGGGCAUUGUAGGUAACCUGGCCAGCGGGAAGUCAGCACUGGUCCACAGGUACCUUACAGGAACAUAUGUCCAAGAGGAGUCACCUGAAGCUGACGUGGAUGCAGGUGGUCGCUUUAAGAAAGAGAUGGUGGUAGAUGGGCAAAGUCACCUGCUGCUCAUCAGGGACGAAGGGGGCCCCCCGGAGGCACAGUUCGCUUUGUGGGUUGAUGCAGUCAUCUUUGUCUUCAGUCUGGAGGAUGAGAUCAGCUUCCAGACAGUUUAUCACUAUUUCAACCGCCUUGCCAACUACAGGAACGCAGCAGACCUCCCUUUGGUCUUAGUCGGCACGCAAGAUGCCAUCAGCUCGACCAACCCGAGAGUGAUUGACGACAGUCGGGCCAGAAAACUGUCCAACGACCUAAAGCGCUGCACUUACUAUGAAACCUGUGCCACCUAUGGCCUCAAUGUGGAGCGAGUCUUCCAGGAUGUUGCUCAGAAGAUCGUGGCCACUCGAAAGAAACAGCAGCUGUCCAUCGGCCCGUGCAAAUCGCUCCCCAACUCCCCGAGUCACUCGUCUAUUUGCACUACACAGGUGUCUAACGUCCAGGUCAGCCAGACAAGCAAUGGCGGUGGCAGUUUGAGCGACUACUCGUCAUCAGUGCCGUCCACGCCGAGCACCAGCCAGAAGGAGCUGCGCAUCGACGUUCCUCAGAGCACCAAUACACCCACGCCCGUCCGCAAGCAAUCCAAGCGUCGCUCCAACCUCUUCACUUCAAGGAAGACCAGCGAGACAGACAAGGAUAAGAAAGGUCUGGAGGCUCGAGCCGACAGCAUCGGCAGCGGGCGAGCCAUUCCCAUCAAACAGGGUAUGCUACUGAAGAGGAGCGGCAAGUCCCUCAACAAGGAGUGGAAGAAAAAGUAUGUGACGCUGUGUGACAAUGGGCUGCUAACCUACCACCCCAGUCUUCAUGACUACAUGCAGAACGUCCACGGGAAAGAGAUCGACCUGCUCAGGACCACGGUCAAGGUGCCUGGUAAACGGCCGCCACGGGCCGUAUCCACCUGCGCAGUCAUGCCCAAAACCAACGGACUGACCAAGGACUUGAGCAGCCUGCAGCUGGGACACAAUCCCGGUUCGGUGAGCAGCAGCUCGUCAGUAUCUCAGAUGGCGAGCGGCAUUAGCCUAAUGUCCUUCAGCAGCCGUGGCCCAGACGGCAUGGGUGGGCACCAGCGAUCAUAUUCCGUCUCCAGCGCCGACCAGUGGACUGAUGCUACUGUCAUUGCCAACUCGGGAAUCGGAACCGACGCAGGCCUGGGGGACUCCAUGUCUUCCAGUCCCAGCAUCUCCAGUACGACCAGUCCGAAGAUGGAGCCGCCCCCAUCGCCACACGCCAACCGCAAGAAACACCGGCGGAAGAAAAGCACCAGCAACUUUAAAGCAGACGGCCUCGCUGGUACUGCUGAAGAGCAAGAGGAGAACUUUGAGUUCAUCAUUGUAUCGCUUACGGGUCAGACGUGGCAUUUUGAAGCCACUUCGUAUGAGGAGCGAGACGCCUGGGUGCAGGUCAUCGAGGGUCAGAUCUUGGCCAGUCUUCAGUCUUGUGAGAGCAGUAAAAACAAGUCUCGUCUGACCAGCCAGACGGAGGCCUUGGCGCUGCAGUCCAUCAGAAAUAUUCGUGGAAAUAGCCGCUGUGCCGACUGUGACGCUCAAAACCCGGACUGGGCCAGCCUCAACCUCGGCGCCCUGAUUUGUAUUGAGUGCUCAGGUAUCCACCGGAACUUGGGCACACACCUAUCCCGGGUGCGCUCGCUGGACCUUGAUGAGUGGCCCCUUGAACUCCUCAAGGUCAUGUCGGCCAUUGGCAAUGACUUUGCUAACAGCGUGUGGGAGGCCAACUCACAGGGUCACCUGAAGCCUGGACCAGAUGCAAGCAGGGAGGAACGUGAGCGCUGGAUCCGAGCCAAGUACGAGCAACGGGUUUUUUUGCCAUCGCUGCCGUGCGCCGAGCUUUCGCUCGGCCAGCAGCUGUUGAGGGCCACGGUGGAAGAAGAUCUGCGCGCGGUUGUACUGCUGCUGGCGCACGGCUCCAGGCAGCAGGUCAACGAGACAUGCGGCGAAGGAGACGGACGCAACGCGCUACACUUAGGCAGCCGCAAAGGCAACGUGGUCAUCACACAGCUUCUCAUCUGGUACGGUGUGGAUCUAAUGGCGAGGGACGCUCACGGCAACAGCGCACUGGCAUACGCCCGGCAGGCCAACAGCCAGGAAUGCGUGGACACGCUGACCCAGUACGGCUGCCCCGAUGAACGCUACCCGCUCAUGGCCACACCCAACUUGUCGCGCCGCAACGCCAACCGCAACAACAGCUGCAGCAGCGCGAGCAGCGGCGCCUUCAUUUGA